This is a messenger RNA of Uncinocarpus reesii 1704, 438 nucleotides long. RefSeq lists its product as uncharacterized. The record is from RefSeq and is a predicted model, not a curated record. The transcript has 3 exons. The coding region runs from base 1 to 438 and encodes 145 amino acids. NCBI's taxonomy places the organism in Eukaryota, Fungi, Ascomycota, Eurotiomycetes, Onygenales, Onygenaceae.
AUGUCGCAUGCAAUGUCAUAUCUUGGCCCACGGGCCUUCAAUCAUGAGCAAAACCGCGACGCUGAGGCCGAAUACGAUCGUCUCCGCGACCUCGCCAGACAAGAAGCAACAAAGCGCGGAUCAUGCUUUGAACGCUCCCAACAAGCCUACGCCGCCGGCGACGGCGCGGGCGCCAAACAGCUCUCCGAACAGGGCAAGGAACACGGCCGCCGGAUGGAAGAAUACAACCGGCAGGCGUCCCAGUUCAUAUUCCGCGAGAACAACGCCAACGGACGGGUGCCGGAUGACACGAUCGAUCUGCACGGCCAGUUUGUCGAGGAGGCGGAGGAUAUCCUGGAAGAACGGAUAAAAUAUGCCAGGGCCCACGGGCAGACGCACCUUCACGUGUACGUCACCGAAUACAUUUUAUCUAGCCUCCGACCCCAGCCGGGACCAUAG